AAUCCCAGAAGAUAUCUGUCCUCAGCGAGAAGGUUUCGACAAAGAUUGUGAGCAACGAUGUCAACGUGAAUAUCCUCAUCGACUAUCGAGUGGAUGUCAUUUGAGGAGCACAGGAACCCUGCUCUCGUUCUUCGGCAUCAAAUCAUUUAUCUGUAAAUGUCAGCUACCCGAACAAUUUUGCACGGCUGGUGGUCUUGCACAAGACGUGCAUCGGUAUAGUGGAUUUCAAUGA
Molecule: messenger RNA, 232 nt
Organism: Cylicostephanus goldi
Lineage: Eukaryota; Metazoa; Nematoda; Chromadorea; Rhabditida; Strongylidae
Source: the annotation of a GenBank genome assembly